UCUGAAACAAGCCAUCGAAACAGAGUACAGCUUUUACGCUAUGGCCACUGAACCAGAGUUUCAUAAAGCCGAAGAGGAAAGAGAUGGAGAAGCUCCUAUCCAUGGCGAUAUCUUAGAGUCCAUACUCUCUCAUGUGCCACUCAUCGACCUCGUCCCCGUCCUCCAAGUGUCAAAAUCCUGGAAUCGCGCCGUCUCCUCCUCCCUCGCUCACCUCAACCCCAUCAAACCCUGGCUCAUGGUCUACACACAUACUAGCAGAGCCCCGCACGUGAUCAACACGCACGCUUACGACCCUCGCUCUCGCGCGUGGGUUCAGAUGCGCGAGCCCUCAGCCGUCAGGCCCACUGUCGCCUCCCUCAGAUCAUCACACUCUUCGCUCCUCUACAUGCUCUCCUCUACCGCCCUCGCCUUCUCCUUCGACCCCAUCCAUCUCACCUGGCACCACGCCGACGCCCCGCGCGUGUGUCGAACGGAUCCAAUUGUCGCCCUCGUGGGUCACCACAUCGUCGUAGCUGGCGGAGUGUGCGAGUUCGAGGACGACCCGCUCGCGGUGGAGAUCUACGAUUUGCGGAGGCGAACCUGGGACACUUGCGAGUCCAUGCCAGCGAUUCUGAAGGGUUCCGCGACCUCCACGUGGCUGUCCGUCGCCGUCGUGGGGCACAGGAUGCACGUGACGGAGAAAAUCUCCGGCGUCACACACACUUUCCAUCCCGAGAAGAACACUUGGCAAGGACCCUACGACCUCCGACCUGACCAGAGCGUCUAUUCCAUCGUCAAUGGAACACUGCGCGACCGCGUAAUCGUGGCGGGGCUGGUAGGGGAAGCGGCGGAAGUGAAGAGCGUGAAAUUGUGGGAAGUGAGAGGCGAAUGGGGACCGGAAUCGAAGCUGCGGUGCGAGGAAAUGUGCGAGAUGCCGAAGGAAAUGGUGAAGAAGGUGAAGGGGGAAGGAGGAUUGGUGUCGUCAAUAUCGAUGUCGACAACGGGGGAUUCAGUGUACAUUUAUAAUCCGUCGGAGCCGGAGUGGGUGAUGGGAUGCGAAAUUGUGAACGGAAUCUGCAAAUGGGAGAGCGUGGAAAACGAGGCGGUGAAGGACGGAGGACGGUUACAGAGGAUGGUGGUUGGGGUGGGUGAUGUGAGGAUGGAAGAUUUGCAGAAAGGCUUGAAGGAGAAUCGGAGCUUCGCUUUGAAGCAAAGAAAUCAAAAAGUUAAUUUGGUGAGAUAGGGAAAGGACGUAAGCCAUGAAACUCGCACCUAUACUGUACUUGUCGUCUUCUUUGAUCGAAUUCACUCUCUGAAAUAGUGAAAUUUGAAUUUCCUCGUUUGGAUGUUUGGAUCAUUUACUGCGAAAUCCAUUUUGGAAGGCCACUUGCUUCA
Molecule: messenger RNA, 1374 nt
Organism: Prosopis cineraria
Lineage: Eukaryota; Viridiplantae; Streptophyta; Magnoliopsida; Fabales; Fabaceae
Product: F-box/kelch-repeat protein At1g23390-like
Exons: 1
Coding region: 41-1222 (393 amino acids)
Biological process (GO): proteasome-mediated ubiquitin-dependent protein catabolic process
Cellular component (GO): cytosol; nucleus
Molecular function (GO): protein binding
Source: RefSeq, a predicted model, not a curated record